CGCACAUAUACCCCCAGCGCAAUAGAAAGAAAACAAAAUGUUAGACCAUUUAUACCGCUUUACACGCACGACGGCAGGCCUCGAAAAGACCCUCCGUCUCGUCCAAUCCUUCUGCGUGCUGGCCCUGCAAAUACCCACUCUGGAAAAUGAGUCCAUUUCGCGAUUCAACACCGCCAAGACACAGUUUGCAUUAACAAGACGCUUCCUCCGCUUCUUCAACUUCAUCGACUGCUUCAACCGGGCAUUUGCCUUGCUAGGCAGCCCUUCUUCUGCUCAUGGUAAUGUCAUCAAGACAGUCAUUGAAAUAAGUAAAUGGUCCUGCUUUGGAUGUUACUUUCUCUUGGAAGACUUAACCCUGUUACACGCAACAUCCAUCUACCCAAACCCCUACAACAAGACCAUAUUAACAGAAGCGAAUAAGUUCUGGUUUUAUGCGCUGGGGUUCUCCAUUUUGGGUGCUGCUUUUGAUACACUCUUUUCUUCGGCGUCAUCUGCGUCUAGGACGAAGGAUGAGAAGGAGAAGAAAGAAGCUCCUUCUAUCAACCGCUGCUCGCUUCUGAAGAAGAUGCUCUGUGUUGAUGCUUGUGAUCUGCUCAUUCCUGGUACCUUUUUGGGUUGGAUUGAAAUGGGUCAGUUGGGGGUCGGGGUUGGGAUGGUGGUUAGUACCCUUGUUUCGGGGUGGGAUAUGUGGAAUGCUGUUUGAAUCUCCCUCCGGGAGAAGACUAUAGAGGGUAUAGAGAUCUUCAUAUCAUGGUGGAUAUAGAGCGGAGGGAACAGGUGAUAUUCGUAGAGAUUCAGAUAAUUCUGUGUCGACUUACUCUUCAUCUCUAUACACCAACCCAUUCUUC
This is a messenger RNA of Aspergillus neoniger CBS 115656, 848 nucleotides long. RefSeq names its product PEX11 domain protein. The transcript has 3 exons. Gene Ontology annotation, cellular component: peroxisomal membrane. The record is from RefSeq and is a predicted model, not a curated record. NCBI's taxonomy places the organism in Eukaryota, Fungi, Ascomycota, Eurotiomycetes, Eurotiales, Aspergillaceae. Bases 38 to 703 code for a protein of 221 amino acids. Gene Ontology annotation, biological process: peroxisome fission; regulation of peroxisome size.